This is a messenger RNA of Blepharisma stoltei, 396 nucleotides long. The record is from the annotation of a GenBank genome assembly. Lineage: Eukaryota; Ciliophora; Heterotrichea; Heterotrichida; Blepharismidae.
AUGUCAGACAGCUACGAUAUGAGUAUCAGGAACUACCAAUGCAAAAUCUGCAAGAGGGCAUUCAAAGACAACUCAAAAUUGCGAAGACACCAGCUUGUCCAUACCGGAGAAAGGCCUUUCCACUGUCCUUACUGUGAAAAAUCGUUUUCAGUUGAUUUUAAUUUAAAGACGCAUAUAAGAGUUCAUACAGGUGAAAAGCCAUAUAAAUGUCCUUAUCCUGGAUGCACGAAAUCUUUUACACAGGCUGGAAAUCUUAAUUCUCACAAAGCAAUCAAGCACCGCAUGAAGAGGCAUGAAAAAGUUCCUGUAAUAGUUCACAAUGAAGAAGAUCUGAAGCACAAGCUAAUAUCUGGAUCACUCUGGGAUGCAGAAAAACUUUUCCAAAAUAAUCCAUAG